AAGCCUUCAUGAAGUCGAAGAAACUGUAUUUAUUGUGGCUAGCGCAGCAUUGCGAGCAUCAAGACUUGAAGCUGAUGCAUAAGUUUUGGCAGCAAGGGAAAUGUGACUGAAGAGGACAUCAACCUGAAGGAGUGAGUUUUUGCCGCAAGAGGAAGCUUUACACUAAGCCGUCACUUUAUCAACGCCCCCAAAGGCGGUGGCUUGCGACCACAGACGGGGAGGGGAGCGUUCGCCAGCAUAUAGUGGCUCCAUUCGUCCUUGGACGACGAGAUACUCCGGCCAGAAAUAAACUUUCAGAUGUUUUCGAUCAUUCGUGCCGAGACCAUGCUCUGCGGGCGGACCGAAAGACUCCAUUGAUGUCGAAAAACAAGAGACAACCUGCUUUUUCAUCUGGAAACCGUCGAAAAAGAAUGUCCCUCCCACCGGCGCCGCUGCUGCAACAGCUGACAGUGCUCCUGCUUGCUGCAACGGCAACGACUGGUGUUUUGAUCUCUCCGCCGACUCUGGUGAAGCAGCCAGCGCGCGAGACGCUCUUUCAAGUGUCCCACUCCCCCGAUGAGCCGGAGAGGCCCUUCGUGCUGGAGUGCGAGGCCACGGGAGAACCCGAGCCCACUUACGAAUGGACGAAGAACGGCGACAAGUUCGACCACGCUUCGCAAGCGGAUCGCAUCUUACAGCUACCCCGCCGCGGUUCGCUCCUCUUCGAGAACCCCAACGACGGGAAUGAAGGGUUGUACCAGUGUCGCGCCACCAACCAGCACGGCACUGCGGUGUCCGACGCCGUCUCAUUGCGCAAGGCCGAGCUUGGCAAGUUCACCGAAAAGCCACCGAAAGAAGUGCGCGUCAAAGAGGGCGUCCCACUGACGCUCCACUGCGACCCUCCAACGGGAUACCCGCGGCCGAAUAUUUUCUGGGUUAUCCGGCACGCGAACGGUGCUCUUAGAAAUAUCAAUUCAUCCCGCAUAACCGUGAACCCCGAGGGCGGUUUGCACUUCUCGCACGUCGAGAUUGAGGACGCGGUGCCCGAUGCCGCCUACGUUUGCACCGCGUCGUCACCCUUCCGACACGAGUACCGGCUGGGAAACGAGGUCCAUCUGACGUUGGAGCCCAGGCCAAGCACUGAGAAAUUCGAGCAAUCGCCCAUUAUACUGUAUGGGUCGCCCUCCGGAAUUGUAGCACUGCGGGGCCACCAGCUCGAACUCCACUGUAUCUAUGGCGGUCGACCAGAACCGCAGAUUGUGUGGAAGAAACGAGAAGGGGAUCUGCCGUCUCAACGCGUAUCCUAUUCCAACCACGGCACGACGCUGCAACUCCGCUCGAUAAGCUUCGAGGACGAAGGCACCUACGAGUGCGAGGCAAGCAACGGAGUAGACGAGGUCCGGAAACACGCCAUGCGAGUCAAGGUGGAGGCAGAACCAUUCUGGUUGCAAGCGCCGAGCGACACCAUUGCAGCUGAAGGAGAGAGUGCCACCUUGAAUUGUUCGGCUUCAGGGGUGCCGGAGCCCGAGCUGCGGUGCUUUAUGAACGGCGUACCCAUCGAGAUGAUCGAGGGCAACGGACAUAUGAGAUACGGGAACGAUGGAUUCUCACUCAUUAUCGAGGAGCUUACAAAGGCUGACACCGCUGUCUACCAGUGUAAUGCCUCCAACAUCCAUGGAUAUGCCUUUCGGAACUUCAUCCUCAAUGUUGUCGAAACUCCGCUCAUCGAGGAACCGCCUGCACCGCUGACGGUCGGUGUGGUAAUGUCGAGGGCGACGAUGCGGUGUCGUGUUUCAAGAGUUGCGCGCCCCGAAGUGAAGUGGAUGAAGGACUCGCAGGAGCUGACCGGAGGCCGCUACCACAUCCUCGACUCCGGCGACCUGCAGAUUGAUGGCCUCAGGUUCACGGAUCAGGGUGAAUACACGUGCCACGCCAGCCACAAAUCUCGUGUUGAUGUGGCCUCCGGAUCGCUAGAGGUCAAGCGCAGGACGCGCAUUACCCAGCCACCGCGAGACUACGAGGUGGCAGCCGGCAAAGCCGCGACCCUCCGCUGUAACGCCGAAGCGGACCCAAGUCUGGAGCUGUCUAUCGGAUGGCUGUUCAAUGGCCAGCCCGUGGACCUUGCGGCCGACCCACGCGUGGUUCAGCUGAAUGAUAACUCGCUGAUUAUCACACGGACCACCGAGCUCGACUCGGGUGUCUAUACAUGUGUGGCACGCACCGAAGUCGAUAGUGACCGCGCAAUGGCUGCACUGAUUGUUCAGGAUGUGCCCAAUCCACCACAGAUGGUCCAAGUCGACUGCGACGUCUCCAUGGCUGUCGUGCAUUGGAAGCCCACAGGCGAUCGGCGGGCCCCUAUACUGUCCUACUCAAUUCAGUACAACACCUCCUUCAGCCCCGACACGUGGGAAGAUGCCUUUGUGAACAUACCCGCCCACGACACUAAGUUCAAGGUUUCCAUGAGUGCCUGGACCAACUACACGUUCCGGGUGGUGGCUCGCAACAAGAUCGGGCCCUCGCUGCCCUCAGGGGCAUCGUCGAGGUGCACGACUCCUGAAGACGUGCCACACAAUAAUCCCGACCAAGUCAUGAGCCGUGGGGAAAGCUUCGACAAUCUGGUCAUAACCUGGGCACCCAUGUCCCCCAUAGAGCACAAUGCACCGGGAUUCUUCUACAAGGUACUCUGGAAGCGCGACGACAUCCCCGGCAGCGCGUGGAAUGAACACAUCAUCGAGGACUGGAAGCAGAACCGACUCGUCGUCCCCGAUCAGCCUUCGUUCAAGCCAUACCGCAUCAAGGUCGAGGCGCACAACCGGCUCGGCCAGGCAAACACUGCCCCCAGAGAAGUCAUCGGGUAUUCUGGCGAGAAUGUGCCGUUGGCUGCACCCCAGGUCUUACAGCUGACGGAAGUCAUCAACGCCCGCACUGCCAAGUUUACUUGGAGCCCCGUGAGCUCCGAGUCUGUGCGGGGUAAUUUCCGCGGCUACAAAAUCCAAACGUGGACAACGGACGAGGGGAAGGAAAGGCUACGGGAGAUGGUGGUCCCGGCCAACGUGAAUACGUCCAUUGUCAGCCUGUUCCGGCCCUAUUCACGCAACGUAGUCCACAUCUUGGCGUUCAACGACAUGUACAACGGGCCGCCAUCGGACACCCUCGAUUUCACGACACCGGAGGGCGUUCCGGGGCCAGUAGCCUCGUUCGAUAGCUUGCCUAUUGGGUCAGAAGCCGUGUACCUCACGUGGAAGCCGCCCUCGGAGCCCAAUGGCUUACUUACGGGCUACCACAUCUACUAUCAAGAGGUGCGCGGCAGCAUGCUGGGACCCAAGAUCGAACGUCUGCCACCAGUGAGCGACCCGCAGAAGCUGAGUGCCAAGCUCGGGGGACUCAAGCCGCGUUCCCUAUACCGCAUCACUAUUCAAGCGGCGACUUCUCAGGGCCAGGGAGAGCCAUACUUCAUCGAGCUGAGAACGCCGGACGAGUCCGAAAACCCCCCCGACGCGGCCGACUUCGUCUGGGCCUACGUGCCAGGCGACGAAGGCAGAAGCGCAAAUGUGCGGGUGACAUGGUUGCCGGCGGUGACCGGACACCCCGGCAGCGACUUCUACGUCCAGUACCGCCGCAAGGGUGACGAGACAUGGGAAAACACAACGGUUGCGGAGCAUGAUAACAGCAUCGUGGUCAUGGGCCUGGACAAGCACGCCUUCUACGAAGUGCGCAUCGUUGUCGUCGAUGGCAAGUACCAGAAGCAGUCGCCGAUCGAGGAGGUGUUGACAGGAACUCUCGGUGGCCCUAAUCCUCCAGAGAUACUUCGCGUAGAAUGCGAAGCGUUCACGGCGCUCAUAGAGUGGGCACCCCGAGGCGACAACCGGGCGUCUAUCCUGUCGUACUCAGUCCAGUACAGUGUCACUCCAAACUCGUGGGAGGACAUCGGUCCGGAGAUUCCUGCACCGGACACCAGUUUUCGGUUGGCUCUGAGUCCUUGGGCCAACUACACUUUCAGGGUGGUGGCUCGCAACAAGGUCGGACCCUCGGCACCCUCCGAGCCAUCGGCAACGACGUGCGUGACCCCAGAAAGCGUGCCAUUCAAGAAUCCCGAUUCUGUCACAGGCCGGUGGAACAUCUAUGAUGACCUCAUCGUAUCCUGGAUGCCUAUGGGCCCCAUCGAUCACAAUGCACCGGGAUUCUUCUACAGGGUGUCCUGGAAUCAGAGCGACCUUCCCGAUGCCGCAUGGAGCUCGCAUGACGUCAAGGACUGGACGCAGGACACGCACGUCCUACGUGGCCUGCCCAGGACUGCGCCCUACACCGUCCGCGUGGAGGCACACAACCGGCUUGGUCAGGCGAACGUCUCGGCCACAGAAAUUGUAGUUCCGAAGAGUGAGAAAGCGAAGCUCGUGGACAUUAUGGAUGCGAUUCUUGCGUACUUAUAAGGGGUGUUCAUAAGCACAUCGUGACAGCGUGCAUCGUUUUCUUGCAUGGUGAGGUGCCGAAUGCGCACAUCUUUACGGCAUCAAUCAAGUCCUGGGUAUUUUGAGUGGUGGUGAAUCUCGUCCUAUCCCCGCAUUCUAACACUCGCUUAAUUUCGACAUCAUUUGUGUACUAAGCGAUAAAAAAUAAAUCUGUGGAUAAGUAUUACUGGAUUCCUUCAGGGUCACAGUUACGCGGUCAAUUGCUCAAAGAUGCCACAAGGAAUUUCGAAGCUGUCCGGCAGAGGCGACGCAUUUCUAGAAGAAAAAAUAAAAAGAACUUUACAAGGUAUUUCAACUUUGGUGCACACACGGCUGUCACACAUUAGAGGUGUUGGAUUGUUCGUUGGAGUAUCUUCCGAUCACUCCGUUCAUGUACGUCAUGUUAGGGUGCAAUGAUCGGUCAAAACGGCAAUAUUUCUUGAUAAUGUUAAAUAACGAGCCACCGAUACGAACGAACGAGGGAACGAGGGAACGAGCGAACGAGCGAACGAACGAACGUUUUCCUUGCCGUGUCCGACCACCGACCAACCACGAAAACGGCUAAAGAGGAAAAGAAAGCUAUUCUCUUUAAAACAGAUAUAGCAGGCAAACCCUUGAUAUCUGAGGAAUACAUGGCUGCGCUAACAGGAAAACAUUUAGAAAGAAAAGUGGGAAACGAUAGGUCGGGCGCUCGCCCAGCAACAAGUUCUACUCAAACCUUUGAGACAUUUCAAGUGUCAUUUAGUCCAGUCGGGCCCCAUAAAUGUCGCAUGAGAGAGGUGCAAUGCACGAACAAAUACUGAUUCUCUCUUUCUAGAUCAAAACUGAGUCAUUCAACGAUUAAUGCGUGGGCGGGACAUAAGGUGACAGCAGCUAAAUAAAACCGCGAACACUCACUGUGGAUAAGUUUUGAAUCCAGAUCACUCAGAUGCGAUGUACUCAGCCAGAUCAACAGCUCAUCACGGCCGGCUGAUGAAGUUGAUAAUUUAAAAAAAUUUACAUUGACUGAAAAUUUAAAAAAUACUCAGGCACAUAAAUUUCUCAAAUUAAUAUGUCGAUACUAAGGACAUUUUCAAUCGGGAAUGAUUGUCAUUGCUUAUUGAGAAAGGAUAUAAGCGUUUAAGAAAAGAGCUACAAUUUACCAUUUCUGAGCAGAUGUUUUAUUUAGGCCAUCGGUAUAUUUGCAAACGUUGAUGAAUAUUGGAAAAUUAUAAAUAAGAGUUGCAGCAUCAAGUUAACAUGGUGCAACUGAGCAAUAAGAAAACUAUCACAAUUGCACGUCUCACCUAUUGGAGCACAUAAUGUGGACAAAAUUGGUGCAUUAUACGCCACUCAGAAGUAUUCCGUUAAUUUGUAUUAAGACAUUUGGAGAACCCUUGUAAACGUUGUAAUGAUUUAAUGUACGCUCAAAACUAGUUAAUUAUAUUUGCCUGUUUUUGAUUAUCUCCCUGCUACAGCUCAUAGAAUUGUGAUAUUUAAUUUUGAUAUGAAAUUACGAAGUUGAAAACUUCCAGCUUAGUUAAUAUUUUUCUUUUUUUAAUGCGAAGUAUUCCUUGCCUCAUUCUUGGCACUUUGCGGUAGAUAGGUAAGUUCCUUUCUCAGCUCGCUUUAUAAAAAAUAAAAUAAUUUGUGACCGAUGGUGGAAUCGAACCUCCAUGCACCGUGGAGCACACCAGCCCGGUCGUCUAACCACUAGGCCGCGAUUUCAUUUUAUUUCUUUAUUGGCGUUAUUCAAUUCCCACAGUAAUUAUUUUGUACAAACAUACCAGCCCAGCAAGCCCUGAGGAGAGAAAUAAUCAAAAAUCUGGCAUGUACAUCAGCCCUUCUAACCCAGGAAGGCAGUCUCAAUCCAGUACUUGCAGUUAAUACACUUGAACCAUCCUGAAUAUACAGAUUCGCGAAAGUAAAUCCUUGUUCGUGUCACGUCCAGAUCUGCAUGACCCGCCGGCCAUUCUUGACAACUAAAUACCAUGUAGACCCAGAAGCAUUAAUUAUCCCGUCAAUGGGCACGCUUACGCUCGCCCGCUACCCAAGUAGAACGUAAUAAUUGGUCUGUCGUAAGCUCGCAUCGAAUGCCGGCGUAGAUAUGCCCUUGCUGUCCUUGCUGACCAUCUUCAGCAUGGUCGUCGUCGUGCUACUGUCGUCACACACUAUAUAUAUAUAUAUAUAUAUUGCGACGAGGUUUAUUGUCGUCGAGAACGUUGCAAGAACGCUACGUAAAGGUAGGCACUGCAAGGGCUUUUCGUAGCACGGGGCUCACUCGCGAUCACGGCACGAUACUUCGUCUUCCUCUUCAGUCGGCACAUACACAGGGGCGGCCUCUGCUCUGCUUCAUUACAAUAUAUAUAUAUAUAUAUAUAUAUAUAUAUAUAUAUAUAUAUCAUGUAUAUAUAUCAUGUAUAUAAUGCUUCCAAAUGCUCAGAUCUUUUGAUUUAAAAUCCUGGUUCUCCAUUUCCUUGUUUUUUGUGUCCUUUUAUUACAUUUAUUUUCUUUUUGUAUGUAUAUGUCGUGCACAGAGAUGUUGUUGCCAAUGUACUUUCUCCGUUGUGUAUGUUUAUAUAUUUUGCUGCUCCUUAUAUUUGUAUCAUGGUACAUUGAAUAGCACUGUUUGCUAAAUUUCCUUUUUGUGUGUUCUAAUGUAACUUAUGUCACCUCGUAGCGAAGCCCCGUCAGGCCGAAUGGCCUUUAGCUUCGCUUCGUUUUUCUGUAUUCCGUUACAGAAAUAAAAUACACCGUUCCUUCA
Molecule: messenger RNA, 7170 nt
Organism: Dermacentor silvarum
Lineage: Eukaryota; Metazoa; Arthropoda; Arachnida; Ixodida; Ixodidae
Product: neuroglian
Exons: 8
Coding region: 357-4409 (1350 amino acids)
Biological process (GO): brain development; cell-cell adhesion
Molecular function (GO): cell-cell adhesion mediator activity
Source: RefSeq, a predicted model, not a curated record